GCGCGCCCUCUGCCCCCACUCUCCGCCCUGACCGCCAUUGCCUCGUGCCCGCGCCGGUCGGUUGGUGGCGCCUUUGUCCUACGGCGGGCAGGUGGGCUGAGGCGGAGGCGGCGGCGGCGGCGGCACUGAGGCGACGAGCGGCCGGGAGCCCGCCGCGCUGGUAGCGAUAUUAAUAAGGCAGCGGAAAGAAGAAAUAUGAAUACGGCUCCAUCCAGACCCAGCCCCACACGAAGAGAUCCGUAUGGCUUUGGAGACAGUCGAGAUACAAGACGUGACCGAUCCCCAAUUCGAGGAAGUCCAAGGAGAGAGCCCAGGGAUGGCAGAAAUGGCCGGGAUGCCCGGGACAGCAGAGACAUGCGAGAUCCCCGAGACCUGCGGGACCACAGAGACAGCAGAGAUGUUCGUGAUCACAGAGACAGCAGAAGCAUGCGCGACGCUCGGGACAUGAGGGAUCUUAGAGACUUCCGUGAUCUAAGAGACGCUAGGGAUUUUCGAGAUCACCGGGACCCCAUGUACGACAGAUACAGAGAGAUGCGAGACUCCCGAGAUCCCAUGUACAGGAGAGAGAGCUCUUAUGAUCGAUACCUGCGAGUGGACGACUAUUGCAGGAGGAAGGAUGAUUCUUACUUUGAUCGGUACAGAGACAGCUUUGAUGGACGAGGCCCUCCAGGCCCAGAAAGUCAGUCUCGUGCAAAAGAGCGUUUGAAACGUGAAGAGCGGCGUAGAGAAGAGCUUUAUCGUCAAUAUUUUGAAGAAAUCCAGAGACGCUUUGAUGCUGAGAGGCCCGUUGAUUGUUCUGUGAUUGUGGUCAACAAGCAGACUAAAGAUUAUGCUGAAUCUGUGGGGCGGAAGGUGCGAGACCUCGGCAUGGUGGUGGACUUGAUCUUCCUCAACACAGAGGUGUCACUGUCCCAAGCCUUGGAGGACGUUAGCAGGGGAGGGUCUCCUUUCGCUAUUGUCAUCACCCAGCAACACCAGAUUCACCGCUCCUGUACAGUCAACAUCAUGUUUGGAACCCCACAAGAGCACCGCAACAUGCCCCAGGCAGACGCCAUGGUGCUGGUGGCCAGAAACUACGAGCGCUACAAGAAUGAAUGCCGGGAGAAGGAACGUGAGGAGAUUGCCCGACAGGCAGCCAAGAUGGCCAACGAAGCCAUUCUACAGGAAAGAGAGCGAAGAGGCCACCCUCCGGCCAUCCAAAGCCUCAUCAACCUGCUGGCAGACAACCGGUACCUCACUGCCGAAGAGACUGACAAGAUUAUCAACUACCUGCGAGAGAGGAAGGAGCGGCUUAUGAGGAGCACCACCGACUCUCUGCCUGGUGAGCUACGUGGCAGGGCCGAGGCCCGAUUUCCCGCCAACCACUCGGGGCGACCUCGGGUGCCUCGCUGAAGACGCAGCCAAGCUCCCAACCGCUCCAGAGCGGCCAAGUGCUCCCCUCUGCUACACCCACUCCAGCUGCACCCCCCACCUCCCAGCAAGAGCUUCAGGCCAAAAUCCUCAGCCUCUUCAAUAGUGGCACGGUUGCGGCCAAUAGCAGCUCUACAUCCCCCUCGGUUGCUGCCGGAAACACCCAGAACCAGAAUUUUUCCACAGCAGCGAACAGCCAGCCUCAGCAAAGAUCUCAGGCCUCUGGCAAUCAGCCUCCAAACAUUUUGGGACAGGCAGGAUCUGCUCAGAACAUGGGCCCCAGGCCUGGGGCUCCUUCCCAAGGGCUCUUUGGCCAGCCUUCCAGCUGCCUGGCACCUGCCAGCAACAUAGCCAGCCAGAGGCCUGUGUCUUCCACGGGUAUCAACUUUGACAAUCCAAGUGUACAGAAGGCUCUGGACACCCUGAUCCAGAGUGGCCCUGCUCUCUCCCACCUGGUUAGCCAAACCACAGCACAGGUGGGGCGGCCCCAGGCGCCCAUGGGAUCUUACCAGAGGCAUUACUGAGGCUCAGUCUCUCAGCUCCCCCGACCCCCUCGUCCCCGGCCACCUCCCACCUAUUGCGUUCUAAUUAGAGUUAUUUGGAGGGUGUUCUCUGCGCCUGUCCCGGUCCACAUGAAAUGUCCUAAGUUUCUACCACCUGCUCUCUCUUCUGCCCAAGGCUGUGUUGCUUCUUCCUUCCAGAGUCAGAGUUUAUACUGCAUUGGGGAGUGUAUCUUUUUUUGUUGUUUUGGGGGGGGUGUUUUGUAGAAAAUAAAUAUCUUUGGGGUCAGUUGGAUGGCAGUAUAGGUGUCUGGGCUCAGGUUAUAUUUCAUGGGUUUCUCUGGUCUCUGUCAGCUGGAUUGGGCUUGGGACAGCCAAGCCCCGAUUGGCUGAGUUUGGACUGGCAUUUUCAUGUCAGUAGCCACUGCCUUUGUUCACUUUGAACCUACCAAUGUUUUCCAGCCUCGCACAGGCCAGCCAGAGCUCGAGCUUCUCCUGCGCCUCCUGCCCAGGGUUGCUCGGCCGACUGGGCUUGUGUAGGCUUGGUGUCAUCGUGCCCCACUCCCCAUGCUGGGGGGUCGACUUGAGGAUUCAUAGAUCAGCUACUCUGGAGUUGUGAGGAGUGCCCACAACUGGCAGACGUGAGAGCAGGUACUUUUCUGCCUGACCCAGGGUGGUUGGUUUUGGGUUUUCUCUGUUUUCAUUUUUGCUUUCAUUUCGUUGGAGGAUCUCCAAUGGACUGAACAGCUCCAGUCACCAGCGGUUGAACACAAGCUGACUCUGGGCCCCAACCACUCUUUACCCCCUUAACAUUUGUCAGUCUCUCCCUGCCCAGAAGCAUUUUGAUGGAGUCGGAUCCGAGCAGGCAACUCUAGACUCUGGCAGUGAACGCCCAUUUUUUUCAGUGAUUGUUUUGAGCUUUUGGCUCAGAAAUCAGGCUCUUGUUUUCAUCUGGACCCUUGUUCUGUUUUUUGAGUAGCAGGAGGUGGGGACCAUUUCGAUGUCAGACCUUUGGUAGCUGGACAUGUUCUUGAUACAGGUGGCUGUUCAUAACUUACAAUUCUUAGAGGGAGGACUUCUGGCUGCUGCCAUUUGGAGCCCAAGGAAUCUCCCUUCUCCCUAGGGAUGGCGCUCGUUAGAGCACUGUGGAUCACAGUCUCAAGGGGCCCCUGGCACGGACGAGGGAGAGCAGUGACUUCAGCAGAGUCCCUGCUAGUGGCAGAGCAAACAAUGGUUUCAAAACCUCAAGGUCCCCAAAUGGCAGCAUUUUACGUUCGGAACUGUUUGUGUUAUAUAGUGUUUUUUCCCUCUUUGGAACUCUUGUGUUAUUAAUAAGAUGAGAUGAUUACUUUUUAAUUAAAAUGAAAAAGUCAAAGCUGUGUCGUCUUUUU
Rhinolophus ferrumequinum (greater horseshoe bat) is the source of this 3301-nucleotide messenger RNA. It is a transcript of the gene NCOA5, whose product is annotated as nuclear receptor coactivator 5. NCBI's taxonomy places the organism in Eukaryota, Metazoa, Chordata, Mammalia, Chiroptera, Rhinolophidae. The record is from RefSeq and is a predicted model, not a curated record. Gene Ontology annotation, biological process: regulation of signal transduction. The transcript has 8 exons. Bases 196 to 1392 code for a protein of 398 amino acids. Gene Ontology annotation, cellular component: nucleoplasm.